Molecule: messenger RNA, 1052 nt
Organism: Papilio xuthus (Asian swallowtail)
Lineage: Eukaryota; Metazoa; Arthropoda; Insecta; Lepidoptera; Papilionidae
Product: cathepsin B-like
Exons: 1
Coding region: 9-920 (303 amino acids)
Biological process (GO): proteolysis
Molecular function (GO): cysteine-type peptidase activity
Source: RefSeq, a predicted model, not a curated record
UUAACAAAAUGUUUUACUUUUUUGUUCUAUUAACCGUCGUUGCGGCGUUUGAUAUCGAAAUUCAUAACAAAUAUGAAACAUUAGAACGAUCUGAAUUCGUGGAAUAUUUCAAUAGUUUAAAUCUAACGUAUAAAAUAGGCGUUGAAAGUUUGAGCUCUGAUCAUAAACAUUGCACGUUUAUGAACCAUGAUAUUAAUCUUCCAACGAUCACUCAUGAUGUCAGUUUCAUGGCAUUACCUGAGUCAUUCGAUGCUAGAGAAAAAUGGUCGAAUUGUCCUUCAAUUAGAAAGAUAUACUUCCAAAAUAUUUGCGGAUCUUGUUGGAUGUUUGGCACCGCAUCCACAGCAACUGAUCGAAACUGUAUCCACGCGAAUAAUUUCAAAGAUCUAUCUGAACAGGAUUUAAGUUGCUGCACCGAUUGCUAUGAAAAUUUAUGUUCUGGUGGCAACCCUACAAAAGCCUUUGAAUUCUGGAUCAAUUACGGCCUCGUAAGUUAUGAUUGCCAACCCUACAACUAUUACCCAUUAAUGAAACAUAGAUAUUGCAGCCAAACAUGCGUAAAUGGUGUUAAUUAUUAUCAGGAUAAAAACUACGGUGGUCGUGUUUAUAAAGUACCAUCUGAUGAACAUCAAAUUAAAGCUGAACUUGUGACCAACGGACCUAUUGAAGCAACUUUUGUUAUUUACGAUGAUAUUAUGGAUUAUACACAUGGAGUUUACGUACAUAAGUACGGUGAGAAUCGGGGCUAUCACAGUGUUCGAAUCAUUGGUUACGGAGAAGAAGAAGGUGUGAAGUAUUGGCUUAUAGCCAACAGUUGGGGCAGAACAAGGGGAUUAAACGGAAUAUACAAAAUCAAGCAGUUCCAACCAGAAAUACAAAUGGAAGACUGGUUACUUGCACCCAUGCCGAAAGGUUUUUAAAGCUUUUCUUUGUUUUCAGUUAGUGAAAAUAUCUUAUCAACCCUAUGUGCUGUGUAAUAAGUCGUGUAUUUCCGUAAUACCACAAUACUAACACACAAUAAUAAAUAAUUAAAAUAUACAAAAGAAAUCAAA